Molecule: messenger RNA, 2925 nt
Organism: Bemisia tabaci
Lineage: Eukaryota; Metazoa; Arthropoda; Insecta; Hemiptera; Aleyrodidae
Source: RefSeq, a predicted model, not a curated record
UCACGUGGUCGGUCGUUUGGAGGGUGGCCUAUACGCCGGGCGCCGGCGACGAGAAAAUUACGCGGACCGGAAGUAUAAAAAAUAUAUAGUCGAUGAAAUUAUAGUCCAACAUCGAGUUCCGGUUUUCGUCUAUUCACUGACACGCCCAUUUAAUAACUGUCUAAUGCUGUUGGCUUUCAAUAAGAUCCGAGGAAAAUGACAUUCGCUUUUAUUGGAACCCCGGAAGUGGAAGGGUCACGUAAUCGUCCCCGAAUUUAGCCACGAAAUCACCUUAAUUUUACACCCCAAAAAAUGACCGGGGCCUUUUAAACUGCGGUUUUGUGUGGACUUAUCGGUGGUUAAGAUAAAAUAAUUUUGUUCUUUCAAUAUCGUUGAAUGUCUCCUCAGCAUUCACUGACCGGGUUUUUCUUUAUCGUUGAUCUGAACUAAUCAAAGUGUAUUUGAAAAAAGAAGACCGUGUACUGAAAGCGUCAGUUAUAGAAAUUUUGAUUUCGUAAAAUUGGAACGUAAUGUUCUGAAGACUCGGUGACUCUUAGUAAGCGAGGGAAUUGCUCACAACUAUAGUGCUCUUUUCGGUUUUUAGACUUUCGCGCAAGUUUCUUUCACGAUUUUGCUUUUUCCUGCGUAAGAUUGUGAUUUUAUGAGACACUGUUAACUUUAAAGAAUUUUGUUCAUGGAUUUUUCGGAAUUUAAUUAUAACGCUAGAAUGUAGAUUCUAAUCAAAUUUGUUCAAACACACAUAUAAUUUCAUAGUUUUGUAAAAGUGAAAAAAGGUAGAUGAGAACCUGCUAUAGAUAAAAAACACCGUAAAUUUUUAGUUUACAACGGUUUUAACCACUGCAAUCAUUCUAGCUUAUUCUUAUCUUGUCUAAACCCGCGGCAUUCUUGAGAAGUCACAAAUUACAUUUUUUUUCCUUGAAAUAUUGCUCAAUUACUCCUCCUUAAAAAGUUUAAAAUACUUUUUUGUAUUAAUAUUUUGUAGUUCUGUUAUUAUUUGUCAUUUUUGAAGCGUUUGAAAUUAAAUUGUGCUUUUACGCGUAGUACAAACAAUAUCCGCUUUUACUGUAUAUUUAUAGAAUAAUAUUUACUCGCGUAAGGAAUAAAAGACAUGUUUAUCAAAAAUUUACAAGAGAAAUAAAAAAUACACAAACUCACAAAUUAGCAGGACAUGAUCGAUUGUGUGAAAAACGCUUUAUCAAAUGAAAAGAUUAUUAUCAUAAAUAUUUCAAAAGUCGCCUUUUCACGCACGAUGUAGUCAAAAUCAGCAUAACGUGUGUCGUCAACAGUAUUGAAUCUUAUCAAUCGAACUAGGUACAUUAAUAGUUCUAACGAAUUUUCGGGAAGUUAAAGACUAACCAUGGUUUUCAACGAGAUAUAUCAGUCCAAGUUCAACAGACUUUUAUACUUGAUUCUGUAUUUUUUCGACUUGUGCGUGAAAGUCUAAAAAGGUGCGCUCGGUGAUUCAUCUUGAGGGAGGAUUUGCAAGAUACACGAUGGAAUUCAUGUGCCGAUCUAUUUACAUCGUUAUCUCAACACUAUUCACCUUAGCCUUUUCAGCAAUUGUGACUGAGGAGCCAGAAUUUAUAGCUGCUAUAGAAAAUGUAACCGUGUCCGCUGGCAGGAACGUGAAACUUUCCUGUUCGGUGAAAAAUCUCGGCACUUACAAGGUGGCGUGGAUGCAUUUCGAGCAGUCGGCCAUUUUGACCGUCCAAAAUCACGUGAUCACUCGGAACCCGAGAAUUUCCAUGAGCCACGACAAACACACCACGUGGUCCCUUCACAUAGAAAAUGUUCAAGAGGAAGACAAAGGCCGGUACAUGUGUCAAAUAAAUACGGUAGCAGCUAAAACACAAUUCGGCUACUUGAAUGUCGUAGUGCCUCCAAAUAUUGACGACGCCUUAAGCAGCUCUGACGUAAUCGUGAGGGAAGGUGCUAGUGUAAAUCUCACAUGUCGAGCUAGUGGAAAACCACCACCGACAAUUAAAUGGAGGAGAGAUGGUGGUGCUCAAUUAUCAAGAAGCAAAAAUCUUCAAGAGUGGGAGGGUGAGGUGAUGGAACUGCCAAAAAUCAGCCGAUUGGACAUGGGAGCUUACCUGUGUAUUGCGAACAAUUCAGUUCAGCCUGCCGUUAGCAAGAAAAUUAUGGUUUCCGUUGACUUUCCUCCGCAAUUGGUGAUCCCGCACCAGCUGGUGGGGGCCCCGGUGGGCUCGAGCGUGACGCUGGAGUGCGUGACGGAGGCCCACCCGGCCUCCCUGAACUACUGGGCCAGCGAGCGGGGCGACAUGAUCCACGACAACGGGGCCAAGUACAAGAUCGAGACCCAGGUCGGGCCCCCCAAGUACAAGACCCACAUGAAGCUCCACAUCCGCGAGAUCGCCGACAGGGACUUCGGCAUCUACAAGUGCAUCUCCAAGAACCCGCGCGGCGAGACCGAGGGAACCAUCCGGCUUUACGCCAAUCACCCACCGACCACCUCGCCCAAGCCAACUACCUCCACCACAGUGCCCGUUGUCCCUGCCGUCAGUCGCGAUCCAUUGCGAGAACUUGGAGGCAAAAAUAGCAAUAAUGAUAAUCAAUCGGGCUCAGGAACGAGCUCCGGUAAAGGCUCAAAGCAUUCUCCAACGAACACAAAUGAAAUUCCUACUUAUGGCACGAAAACGAAGAACAGAGAUAACAAAAUGUCGCAGGUGGCGGCUACAGGCUCAGGCUGUCCUUCCAUGGAAGUUUCAGUUACCCUUUUCAUUUUGCUCACAACGAUCAUUUGUCACAUUCAUGACUGGAGUUAAGAAUCCAAUCGAAAACGAUGCUCACCAACCCCAGCCGCGAGAGCGUACUUUGCGACAAGAACAGAGACAGCGGCGAUGCUUCAAUUACGUGACUUUUUCAUAUCAAUUACUGGUACUCGGAGUCCAGUAUUCUCGCAAA